Molecule: messenger RNA, 2135 nt
Organism: Drosophila miranda
Lineage: Eukaryota; Metazoa; Arthropoda; Insecta; Diptera; Drosophilidae
Product: bromodomain-containing protein 4B-like
Exons: 3
Coding region: 539-1882 (447 amino acids)
Biological process (GO): regulation of DNA-templated transcription; chromatin remodeling
Cellular component (GO): chromatin; nucleus
Source: RefSeq, a predicted model, not a curated record
CUUGUCAUAAAGAAAGAAGCACAUAAAGAAAACGAGUCAGAUCCUACAUUUGAGGCUGAGAUAUAAUCAAUUUUUUAGUUUACUAAAAAAGCGAAAGAAAAUACGUUCUAGUCUGCUGUCCGGCAUUCUACGGAAUGCCUGCAUUUCCAUUGACUGCCAGCAACGAAAAUUCUCCUAUCUCUGGAAAUCCCCAACACUCUAAUCCUAAUCAAUCCUAGGAGGAUGAAGCACUACAAAUAAAAGGUCUUUUCAUUCUUUAAGCCACAUCUAAACGGCGUAGCACCAACUGAGCCACACAUUCACAUAUGUAUGUGCAUAUAAGCACACUAAUACAUUCUGUAAAUCAAUUGUAAAUCAAAUUCAGUUUGAUUUUUGUUGAUGAAUCAUCCGUAAAAGUCUUCCCUGAAAUUUGGCAGCUCUAAAAACUUGAAAAAGGAACCUAUAAAAAAAGCAUUAUCGUUUCAGUUUAAUUCCUAGCCAAAAGCGAGCAGCUGCUGAAACAAAUUUUAACAAAAAGAGAAGAGAGAUAAUACAUAAAAUGAAUGACCAGCAAAACGAUGAAUUUGAGCGCGCUCUGGCGGUGCUCACAAGCCAGGUCGACUUGUCGAUGGUUCCGCCACGGAGUGAGCCCAAGGUCCAGCCGGUGAAUGGGAUCGUGCAGCCGGCGGUGAUGCCGCCCCCCCAUCGCAAGGGGAGGAACACCAAUCUGCUGUUGAAGCUAAGGACCGCGGUGAACGUGAUGUUGCGCGACAAGUCCUCCAUCCACUUUCGACAUCCCGUGAACGCCGUGAGGCAAGGCAUAUAUGACUACCACGAAAAGAUCCAUAGGCCCAUGGAUCUGAAUACCAUCAAGAAGCGACUGGAGUACUCGUACUACUGGUGGGGGGUGGAUCUUCUAGAAGACAUCAGAUUAAUUUUCGAGAACUGCAAGACCUACAACAGUCCGGAUUCGCCCGUCUUCCGGGACGCCGUCACCCUGUGCGAGCUAUUCUGGUUUCGCAUGGAGAAGCUGCAACUGGAAUUGCAUACCGAGAUAAAGGUGGAACCCAAGCCGAAGCGCCAGCCAAGGGCUGCCUGUCCAAAGCCCCCAAGUGCAAAGGUCCAGGUCCAGAGCGUGACUAGGGUGGAACCGCAGCCCGAGGAGCCGCAAAGGGCUGCCAGUGCAAGGCCUCCAUUGGAGUCAAUUCCAUGUCCGGUGCGGCCAGUCCAGGCCAAUCGGUCAGGUCCGAGUCGGCCAUCGCGGGCACAGAUCAGGUCCGUCCCAGCUUCCAAUCGUGGCCGUGGUCGCCCUCUGAUUACGCGAGGCCUGGUUCACGACAAGCCUGCGAGAUAUUUUGCUAAGCCGGAAGCUGUGGCCGUUCUUCCAAACCCACAAACCGUUAAAAAUUACGGAAUCCCAAUGAAAGCUGAACCAAUUGCCGAAAUCCCAAAGCAACAGGGAUUGGGGGUUGACCUGACUCCUUUAGAUCACGAGAUCGAGCGCCGCCACAGCCAGAGCUUGCUCCGGUUUCUCCGUGCGAAGCGGGACUCUUGGCCAUUCAACAACUCGCAGUAUUGGGCGAAGUUUGGAGAAGAUCCAGACUAUGACCACGACGAAGAGCGCCUUGAUUGGGGCAUUUUGGAGACGCUGGUGUCGGGGAAGCAGUUCGAGGGCUUCGACUGGUUCCUGAGCAAGAUUCACCGGAUGCUGGAGAACGCAAUGUCUUGCUUUGUCUUCAACCCGUCGGUCCGCACAUCGACCCAAAGGAUCCACGCAACUGUCGACAAAGUGAUACCCCAAUAUAUGGAACGGAUCGCAGGCGCAAAAAAGAGGGCUCAUGAGGGGGUGCGUGCGAAACUUGAAACCAUGACCCCCUCUCAAAAAGCUGACCUCUUCAAAUAAUAACCAAAUUAUGCUUUGAUUGUUUAUCACGUUAACAAAUAUUCAAGUGCAGAAAAACAAUCCACAAAACUGACAGACAUUUAAAUAACGUUUAGAAAGCGCCCUCUCGGGUGUUUGUUCUGAACUACAGCGUGUCAACCUAUCGGUAGCUAGCCAUUCUUUCAGUCGUACAAAUUUCAUGAAAUCCAUUCACUUUACAGCGUUAAAUUGUACGCUGAAUUCAUCGGCGAAUAUAUUAUUCUAUAACUCAUAA